UCCGCCGCCCCCGCCACGCAUCUCUCUUUCGGAAAGGACACCCGAGCACCCGACCGCCGCGGCGCCGCAAAAUACUCCCCAUUCCUCGCUCACCCGCACGCGCUCCGCCGCACCGGUAUUAUUAAUCACGGCCCCGAUCCCUCCCCGAUCCCUCCCCGAUGCCCCCUCGCCCCGCCCCACUCCUCUCCCGCCUCUGCGCUGCCGCCGUCACCACCCGUCCCUCCUCCGCGGCGCCGCUGCGCUGCGGCCGCCACGCUCGCCUCGCGAGCCCCUUCGCUCUGCCCCCGCCCUGCCCGCGCUUCCCCCGCUCCGCCGCGGUCUCGCCGCUCGUGCUGCGCCCGAUCGCCGGCGGGUUCGCGUUGUUCAGCAUGGCUGCCGCCGCCUCCUCCGCCAGCUCCGUGCACGACUUCACCGUCAAGGAUGCUAGCGGGAAAGAGGUGGACCUGAGCACCUACAAGGGGAAGGUGCUGCUCAUCGUAAAUGUUGCAUCCCAGUGUGGCUUGACCAAUUCCAACUACACAGAGCUGAGCCAGCUGUAUGAGAAAUACAAGGACCAGGGUUUCGAGAUCCUUGCUUUCCCAUGCAACCAGUUUGGUGGCCAGGAACCUGGGACUAAUGAGGAGAUUGUCCAGUUUGCUUGUACUCGCUUCAAGGCUGAGUAUCCAAUUUUUGACAAGGUUGAUGUUAAUGGUGACAACACUGCACCCAUCUACAAGUUCCUGAAGUCCAGCAAAGGCAGCCUCUUUGGCGAGAACAUCAAGUGGAACUUCUCCAAGUUCCUUGUCGACAAAGAGGGGCGUGUUGUGGAGCGGUAUGCACCAACCACAUCCCCACUCAGCAUCGAGAAGGACAUCAAGAAGCUACUUGGGAGUUCUUCAACCUUGUAACUGGGACCAGUAGCUGCAGUGCUGCAUUGCAUCGAGCACCUGAUGCCUCAGGGAUGUUGUAAUAAAGCUGUCCUUAGAACUGAGAUGUUUUUUACUGUAUUUCCUCUGCACGCCCUGUCGUGUGGUAAAUGCCAUCUAAUAAAUUUGAUGCAAUGCCUGAUUUCUCUUGCAAAAGUUCUCUGGUAAA
Messenger RNA from Panicum virgatum (switchgrass), 1074 nucleotides. RefSeq names its product probable phospholipid hydroperoxide glutathione peroxidase. Gene Ontology annotation, molecular function: glutathione peroxidase activity. Gene Ontology annotation, biological process: response to oxidative stress. The coding region runs from base 159 to 887 and encodes 242 amino acids. Lineage: Eukaryota; Viridiplantae; Streptophyta; Magnoliopsida; Poales; Poaceae. Gene Ontology annotation, cellular component: cytosol. The transcript is spliced from 6 exons. The record is from RefSeq and is a predicted model, not a curated record.